Molecule: messenger RNA, 2704 nt
Organism: Pseudophryne corroboree (corroboree frog)
Lineage: Eukaryota; Metazoa; Chordata; Amphibia; Anura; Myobatrachidae
Gene: SLC38A1
Product: solute carrier family 38 member 1
Exons: 16
Coding region: 391-1851 (486 amino acids)
Biological process (GO): L-glutamine transport; amino acid transmembrane transport
Cellular component (GO): plasma membrane
Molecular function (GO): L-glutamine transmembrane transporter activity
Source: RefSeq, a predicted model, not a curated record
GAUGCUGCUGCUGUGUGUCGGGCAGCAGCCGCCGCGGUGUGACAGACCAUAGGAAGGAGAUCACCGCCUGCUGCUGCCUCUCCUGCAGCCACACGUGUAGGAGGCGCCGGCACAUGCUCUCAGACUGAUGAAAUCCUUUGUCUGCUCAGCAGAGUACGCACGUCCCGGCGCUGGUACAGCAGCAGCAUCCUCCGCCGCUCUCCGCGCCCGAAUCAGGGACCCGCCCCCUCCCGCCCGGAGCAGGACCCCACCUUUGGAUGUAGUGGCCGGUGUCUAUUAUCGGACUGCCUCAUUCCCUCCAGCACACAGAAAGUGCACCGCUGAACGUUGUUUAAGAAAAAUACACAUUAAAGAAAAGCUACUGUAGCAACUGGAAAACAACCUUUAAAAAUGCCUUUCAAAAAUGGCUUGGAAUUGACCGAAUUACAGAAUAUGAACACGCCGGAGGACGAUAACAUUAGCAAUGAUUCCAAUGAGCUGAUUGAGGCAGACAACAAUCGUAUUAGUAGUAAAUUUAUUGCGGAUCGUGAAAGUAGAAGAAGUCUUACUAACAGUCACCUUGAAAAAAAGAAAUCCUGUGAUGAUUAUAGUCCGGGCAUGACGUCUAUUGGAAUGUCUGUCUUUAACUUGAGCAAUGCUAUUAUGGGAAGCGGGAUUCUGGGCUUGGCUUACGCUUUGGCAAACACAGGAAUCAUUUUAUUUGUGUUACUUUUAAUUUCAGUGACUCUAUUGUCUAUCUACUCUAUAAACCUUCUGCUGAAAUGUUCCCAAGAAACAGGCUGCAUGGUGUAUGAGAAGUUGGGGGAGCAAGUGUUUGGAACUCCAGGACGGCUGUUAGUCUUUGGGUCAACAUCACUUCAGAACACCGGGGCAAUGCUGAGCUAUCUGUUUAUAGUAAAACACGAACUACCCAUUGUCAUCCAAUUCCUGACAGGAAAAGAGUUGCCAUGGUAUCUGGAUGGUUGUUUUCUCCUGGUUUUCGUAACUGUUGGAAUCAUACUGCCAUUGUGUCUUCUCAAGAAUUUAGGAUACCUUGGCUACACCAGUGGCUUCUCUCUGACUUGUAUGUUUUUUUUCCUUGUUGUGGUUGUCUACAAUAAAUUUAAAAUUGCAUGCCCCUAUGAAAGUGUCAAUGGAACUUCAAAUAGCUUGCAGAAUGCAACAGUGGAGGAAAUGUGCACACCAAAGUAUUUUACAUUCAAUUCCAAGACGGCUUAUGCACUGCCAACACUAGCUUUUGCGUUUGUGUGUCACCCAUCAGUCCUUCCCAUAUACAGCGAACUAAGAGAUCGCACACAGAAGAAAAUGCAGCUGGUUUCACAAAUUUCAUUCUUUGCAAUGUUCCUUAUGUACCUUCUGACUGCUGUUUUUGGCUACCUGACAUUUUAUGAUAAAGUGCAAUCUGAGCUUCUCAGCACAUAUGACAAUAAAACCGAUGUUCUUCUCUUGACUGUACGUCUGGCUGUUAUAAUUGCAGUCAUACUCACUGUACCUGUGUUAUUUUUCACUGUUCGUUCUUCAUUGUUUGAACUGGUGCGGAAGACAAAGUAUAACUUUUGGCAACAUUUAAUAGUAACUAUAGUUCUACUGACAGUAAUUGACCUACUUGUUAUUUUUAUACCAACAAUGAAGGAUAUUUUUGGUGCAGUAGGUGCAACAUCUGCCAAUAUGCUGAUCUUCAUUCUUCCAUCGUCUUUAUACCUUAAAAUCACUAAAGGUAAUGAUGCCUUGGCCAAUGAAAGAUUGUUGGCAUUUGCUUUCUUUGCUCUGGGGCUGCUCUUCUCUUUAGUAAGCAUUCCUCUGGUGAUCUAUGACUGGGCUCAGCCAGGAAGCCAAAAAGAAGGAAGCUGAGCCCGGCUGCGCUGUGUCUAUUCACCCACGUUACCACCAACACCAUCACAUUGUUCUAAGGGCACAGACAGGCAAAUUUGGUGGAAAAGAAUUCUUCCUAAAUCACAUUGCCUACCAUUGCCCCAUCUAUGUCAAAUUACUGUUACAUUUACCCAGCUGCCAGGCGGAUCAGAUUUGUUCUCAGAAAAGCCCUAUAAAGUAUCUCACCUGUUGAAUCCCUGGCCCCACCCAUUUUGUCAAUAAUUCCAUCCAUUUAUGCUAAAUGACAUCUUAUUUAUAACCAUGUGUACUUGGAUAAUAGCUCCUUCACUUUGUUUGCUGCUGUAUUUCUACAGUAGUUUAUAUUGGUGACAUCACUCUCCACAGGGGUGAUAAAUCAUUGUAAUAUGUCAAAUGUAAAUCUUGCCCUGAUUCUUUUAAUGCAACAUAUUAACAUCUCAUAUAUGUAUACAUGCAAAUUGUCAAGGCUUCACAUUUAAUUUUCUAGAUUUUGAGUCUCUUAUUUGGGGCAUUUGUUCUGAUGACUGAUGUGACCAAUUGAAAGUGAGCUGUACAGUAUACAAAUACAAUAUAACCAGAGCAAUAGGAGCAUUUACCAGGCAAGGAAAUGAUAAGUUAUGAUAUGGUUAAUACCAAUUGCAACUACAUUUGACUAACAAAGAAUAUAAAGUUUGUAGAGGAUCUCAUCAUUAGAUAGCAGGAACAGACCCAGAUUUGCAAAUAAUCUUCCUUUAUGGACAUCUGUAUUUAAAUAACUUCCAUUCCCAUUCAUCUAACACCUAUCAUGAGUAAUCCCAUUUGCCCUGCCAUUUCCAAAUAAUGGGGCAGAUGUAUUAACCUGGAGAAGGCAUAA